AUGGUGAAAUCCCCCCAGAACUCAGCCACUUGCGAAGCCUGCAAAAACUAUCGCUGCUUAAUAAUUCAAUUUAUGGUGAAAUUCCCACCAAUAUCUAGUUGCCCUAACCUUGUUGGCCUUGAAUUCUCUGGUAAUAGGCUGACAAGGGAAAUUCCUGUGGAGCUGGGUUCUUUGAGUAAGCUCGAGGGGCUGUAUAUCGGAAAAAACAAUCUAGCCGGAGGUUUGCCUUCUACUCUUGGGAAUCUAUCUUCUCUUGAAAUUAUUUAUGCAAAUGUUAACAAGAUUGGCGUUCCUCAUAACCAAAUUGAAGGCAGCAUUCCCUCAAACCUAGGAAUCAAUCUUCCUAAUCUCCGACGCUUUGUUAUCAGUAAUAACAUGUUUACUGGUUCAAUUCCUAUAACUUUAUCCAAUGCCACCAAACUAGACUACCUUGGCUUGGCGGCAAAUGGAUUCAAAGGAAAAGUCCCUUCUUUGGAAAAGCUGAAAAAACUUGAGGUGUUAAUAUUACAAAUGAAUCAUCUAGGAACAGGGGAAGUGGAUGACUUGAGUUUCUUGAACACUUUGACCAAUGCCCCUAGAUUCUCUACCGUGUCUCUCGCCUUCAACAGCUUUGGAAGCAUGUUGCCCGAAUCAAUCAGCAAUUUGUCCACUGAAUUAUAUUCCUUUAGCUUGGGUUUUAAUAAUUCUCUUGCCAUGUCCGUCAACCAGCUAAGUGGUAACAUUCCUUUUGAUAUCGGAAAGCUUCAAAAGCUAAAGAACUAUAACAAUUUGAGUGGUUCCAUUCCACGGGAAAUUGGACUUCUUAGAAAUCUUGAAGUACUGGAUGUUUCUAAGAACAUGUUGGUUGGCAAUAUUCCAAGUUCUUUGGGUUGUUGUGUAAUGUUGUUUUCAUUAAACAUGGAGGGAAACAAAUUGUGGCGAAUCCUUCCUUCAAGUUUAGCUACUUUGAGAGGUAUGGAGGAGUUAGAUCUUUCUCACAACAACUUGUCAGGAAAAAUCCCAGACUACCUGGACGGCUUUGUCUUUCUAAAGAAACUGAACCUGUUAUUCAAUGAUUUUGAGGGGGCAGUACCAAAAAGAAGUGUAUUCAAGAAUGCAUCAGCCUUUUAUGUUGAAGGUGAUACGCACACAAGAUUGUUAGAUCUUGGGUGCUCAAAUCCUCCAAUUUGCAAUUACACUGAUGUCCAACCACUCGAGUCUAUAGAAGUGGCGCCGCCAUGGUUGGACCUUGCGACAACGUCUUAUAUGAUGAUCAACCAGUUCAGCAAGCUAGACCUUCAGUUCUGCAACAAUGUUAUCGAUUACUAG
Rhododendron vialii is the source of this 1308-nucleotide messenger RNA. RefSeq names its product probable LRR receptor-like serine/threonine-protein kinase At3g47570. The transcript has 5 exons. The record is from RefSeq and is a predicted model, not a curated record. Gene Ontology annotation, molecular function: protein binding. The coding region runs from base 1 to 1308 and encodes 435 amino acids. Lineage: Eukaryota; Viridiplantae; Streptophyta; Magnoliopsida; Ericales; Ericaceae.